Messenger RNA from Schistocerca gregaria, 3207 nucleotides. RefSeq names its product calphotin (gene Akap200). The record is from RefSeq and is a predicted model, not a curated record. Bases 224 to 2005 code for a protein of 593 amino acids. Lineage: Eukaryota; Metazoa; Arthropoda; Insecta; Orthoptera; Acrididae. The transcript has 5 exons.
CAUAACGAAAAGGCGAGGGUCUCGCUCGUUUUGUCGACGACUGUACCUGUAGUUCAGUGGAUUGCUCCUAUUUCCUUUCUCGAAUAUUGGUGUGAUUUGUGCAGUUUUUGGGUUAGGAUCUUCGUCGAGCGGUAAGUAUGGAGCUAUUGCAUAAGCAUAGUCUGAAAGGAACCUACAAUCUGGACUAGAAGCCUCGCAGUUACUGACUGUACAAACGGCGAGGAUGGUACCGCUGCGAGCGGACGACGACACGGCAGACAAUAAGCGGCGCGUUGCUCGGAGGGAGGGCGUGUCCCCACGGGAGACCGGGCGCCGGGAAUGUCACCGUGAAACGCGAUCCGCCCGUUCGGCAGGCGACCAAUGGCAGGCGCUCUUUGUGCCUGGCGCUGCGGCGGCCGCCGCUUCCGGAAGCCCGUGUCCCGACCUCUCGGAAUGCCGCGGCAGGGUGGGCCGGUCUGGGGGUGGGGACGGGGUAUUUCGGUUCGUGGUGCUCCUCGAAGGCCGUGCCGCCGAGGAGGAGGGGUACUGGGUAAAUAUAAAAGUGCGCGAGCGGCCGUGCCGGGCGCCUAGUUCCGCCGCCGCCGACCAGAGGGAUCGCCGCCCUCGCAGCCCGGACACGCUGUCGCUGGUACUGGUGCUGCUGUGCCUUGGGCUCGCCGGCGUCGCCGCGUGCUUCCUGGGAGCCGUGCUGUCGCGAGCCGCCAUGUCGUCCGCGGCCGCCCCCGCCGCCGACACCCCUGCCGAGCAGGCUGCCGCCGCCGCAGCCGCCCCCGCCAAGCCCGAGCCCGUCCAGCCCCCAGCGCCUGCCCCUGAACCCGCUCCAGCCGUUUCCGAAUCUACACCUACACCUGAAUCCGCACCGCCGGCUGCAGUCGCGGCCGAACCUGCACCCGCUCCCACAGCCACACCUGCACCUGCAGCUGGUCCAGAACCUACACCCCCAGUUGCGGUCGCUCCCGAAUCCGCUCCCGCUGCUGCUCCCGUUGCAGAAGUGAUCCCCGGCCCGGAGUCUGCUCCCGUGGCCGAGGCUUCACCGACAGAAACCCCUGCCCCUGCUCCUGAAUCCACUACUCCGCCAGCUUCAGAGACGGCUGCAGCCGCUACGCAGGAAGCCGCACCUCAGAAGGUUGCAGAAGAGAAGACCGAUGGUGCUAGCACAGCAGAAAUGCCAGCAGACACAGCUGCACCACAGGCUGAUUCGUCAUCGGUGGAAGUGAAAGUGGAAGACAAAUCAGAAGUACCAUCUUCACCAGAAGCAAAAGAACCAGAAGUUUUGGCUCCAAAUGAGGCACCAGCUCAGGAAGCUAGUGCAACAGAAACAAAUUCAGAAACUAAACUGGAGAAAGAGGAGCCAGCUAAAGUUGAGGAAGUAGCUCCAGCAGUUCCUUCAAAUCCACCACCUGCUGAAGAACCAAAAUCUCCUCAGCCACCAGUCGAGGUGCAGGUCGAAGCAGCAUCUCCCGAAGCACCAGUGCUAGCAGCAGCUGCCUCUCCUGUAGAAUCUGUUGAAAGCACAAGAGAGGUCGUUCCCCCAGUUGAGACAUCACUGCCUGCAGCACCGGCUUCCCCAACACCAGCUUCUCCAGUACCAGCUAAGACAGAAGGAGGACCCCAGAUCCCGGCAGAUGUGGCUGUGUCGCCAGUCUCGGUGGCUCAGCCUGAAUUAGCAGAUAGCCCAGUUCCAGAAGUGAAGGUCUCCUCUGAAGUACCAGAGGUUCCAGCAGCUGUAGAGCCUCCGUCAGUUAUCCCUCCUGUGCCAACAACUCCGGAACCACAGCCACUUCCACAGGAAGAUAAGCCAGAGAAUUCUCCUGCACCGGAAGCACCAGCUACUCCCACACCUGCUUCCGCCGCUGCCACAACUGAUGUCGUAGAGUCAUCAGAAAAUGUUACAGUUGUGGCUGUAGAUUCAGCAGCAGCAGCAGCAGUACCUGCUGAAGCAGAUUCUGCAGUUGCCUCAACAGACUCUGGCACAGACACGCAGGCUAAACCAGCAGCGGAAUAGGACUGAAGAAUCUGUGUUGGGACUAGAGGUACUAAGUGCGCCUAAGUGAAUGGUGGUGUGUGUGGCCAGUCAAGUAAUGGAACAUAUGCUUGUGCCUUUUCUACACCAUCAGUGGCAUCUAAUUAUUUUAGCCACGAAAAGUUCACCAGAGGACCAAGACAAAGCAGGCACUAAUGUGAUGCCGUAUGUAAUUAAAUCUGUAUUGAAGUUAAAAAAAAUACUCUUACUUGACAUUCUCCUUCCAAAGCAUUGUCACAAUAUAUUUACAUAACAUGUGUUACAAAGAGAAGUGGUUUCAUGCUUGUGAUGUAAAAAUUUUUAAAGAUAUGGAGACAGCAUUAUGGACGAUAUGCAGUUUGUAAAAUAUUGUAGGCAAGAUUGCGAGAUUGUUUCUCAUUGUAGUUCAGUAAGUGGGGAGUGGUUCUUUCAGUGGAUUCGAAUGUAGAUCUGAGUUGCGUCAGUUAUCUUACAUCACACAGGAAGCAAAAUUUGAUAAAUUUCUGGAUAAUUUUUUAAAAAUUAUGGAAAUAUUUUCUUAAGAUUUUGUAUUAUUAUCUGAAGUUUUGUAUGAAUUUUUCUGAUUUGUAGAUUUAGAUUUAGCAAAUAAAGAAUAUUUUUACUGACAUCUAAAUUUCAGAAAUUAAAUUUAUGAAUUGUGCAGUUUUUACAUUACCUUGAGAUCUCUAUAUUAUAUAUAAAUAUAUAUUUCUACAGUGUUUUAGCAUAUAAUUUAUAUUGUACUACAUUUGUAUAUCAUUGUAUUGAAAGUCUGUGUAUAUUAAGCAGCUGCAGAACUGACCAAGCUUACACAAUUGGCAGCUACAUUGCAGACCUAUGCAACGAAAUUAAGUGCACAAAACCUAGUGUCGUCAAAUUGUGCAUUUGUAUAACGUGAUAUUAUCUUGAAAAUUUUUUCCAUUUCAUCUUUUGUACACAUUGUCGGCCUUAAUUAUAUGUGAAAGUAUUGUUUGGCAAACUAUGAGAGUGUAAAAGUCUGAUACUAUAUUUUCAGCAUUGGAUUUGUGUACAGUUCUUAGUUUAAAAUGUUUUACAGCAUUGAUAUGUAAUAAAUAUUCUCCUUUAUAUUUGAGUAUUCAUUCCUUUGUUUUGUUUUGCUUUGAAUCAAUAGCAUAAGUUAUAGUGGUGCUUUGAAAGCAAUUUCUCUGUAUUGUAAAAGUAUACAUUAAAAUCUGGCAAAAUUC